Molecule: messenger RNA, 3396 nt
Organism: Rhincodon typus (whale shark)
Lineage: Eukaryota; Metazoa; Chordata; Chondrichthyes; Orectolobiformes; Rhincodontidae
Gene: pccb
Product: propionyl-CoA carboxylase subunit beta
Exons: 15
Coding region: 682-2340 (552 amino acids)
Cellular component (GO): mitochondrion
Molecular function (GO): propionyl-CoA carboxylase activity
Source: RefSeq, a predicted model, not a curated record
CCAGUCACGUGACUGGAAGAAAGACGAAGGUAAUGCGAAGCGUCUUUCCAAAUGCCUGAUCGGCUUCAAUUGUUUGGAGGCAAAAAAAAAUUCGAUUCGCUCUCGUCAGUAAUCAUAUUCCUUUAAUUCAGUUUGAAGUAUAAAAUAAUUGUCCUCAGUUUUAUUCGCCGAGUCUUUAUCCUAGAUAAAACUAUUUUUUUUCAAACACAAGCUCCCCACGGCUUCAACGCCUUUUCUUUUACAUGUUCCCAAGCGCCGUGCGUCUGCGCUUUUAUAAGGAGAAUUUCUCCCCCCCCUUCCCCGCUCAGCCAAUAGGAGGGCAACUCGUUGAGGUCCUUCUCGCGGAUGGGUUGGGCCCCUCUUGAGGUAUGCCGGGACUUGUAGUUUUCCCUGAAUGGGAAAACGAACUGCGCAUUCAAUGCAGUUCGUGCACUGCUGGACUACAACGCCCAGAGGGCUACGCUGCGCCCUUCUGAAGGACGCACUGCGCACAUUCGUUUUGCCCUAGGCCAGCCGGCGAGCCUGAAGACAUUGGGACCGCCUGUAUUCACCUGAUUGGCCGGGGCUCUCGAUCCCGUUGCUGCCGCUAAAUCCAUUGGUUGCUGACCCCACCAAUCAGCCACCGCGACGCUUUUCUCGGUGGUGUUUGGUUUGUUGGGAGCUGGGGCUGUAUUUUGUGUCAUGGCGCCUGGUCGGGCAGUUCUGUGUUGCUCCCGGCUGCUGACAGGUGGCUUGCGGACUAGUAAAUACGUUUCAUCUGCUUUGGGGACGUUCAAAGCCAUCGAGGAGCGGAAACAAUGGUAUUCAGUCAGCAGCCUGACCGUACAAGAGCGAAUCAAGAAGAGAUCUCAAAGGGCGAUGUUGGGGGGAGGUCAGCACAGAAUAGAUGCCCAGCACAAGAGGGGAAAGCUCACUGCCAGGGAACGUGUCCAGCUGCUUCUGGAUCCUGAGUCCUUUAUAGAAUAUGACAAGUUUGUGGAACAUAGGUGUUCGGAUUUUGGCAUGGGCACAGAAGAUGAUAAGUUUCCUGGUGACAGUGUGGUGACUGGUCAGGGCCGAAUUAAUGGGCGACUCGUUUAUGUCUUCAGCCAGGACUUUACAGUGUUUGGAGGAAGUUUGUCAGGAGCUCAUGCACAGAAGAUCUGUAAGAUUAUGGAUCAAGCUUUGUUGGUAGGAGCUCCUGUUAUAGGACUGAAUGACUCUGGAGGAGCACGUAUUCAGGAAGGUGUGGAGUCCUUGGCUGGUUAUGCUGACAUUUUCCUGAGAAAUGUACUGUCCUCUGGUGUCAUUCCUCAAAUAUCCCUUAUUAUGGGUCCUUGUGCUGGUGGCGCUGUCUACUCACCUGCAUUGACAGAUUUCACAUUUAUGGUGAAGGAUACAUCUUACUUGUUCAUAACUGGUCCUGAUGUAGUGAAAUCUGUCACAAAUGAAGAUGUGACUCAGGAAGAUCUGGGUGGUGCUAAAACACACACUGCAAUUUCAGGUGUUGCACACAAGGCCUUUGAAAAUGACAUUGAUGCCUUACUGAACUUGAGAGAAUUUUUUAAUUUUAUACCUCUGAAUAAUAAAGAUCCUGCUCCUAUCAGAGAAUGCCAGGAUCCAUGUGACCGGCUGGUACCAAGUCUGGAUACAGUAGUUCCACUGGAAUCCACGAAAGCAUAUGACAUGCUGGAAAUCGUCAGUGCGAUUGCAGAUGAAAGGGAAUUUUUCGAGCUCAUGCCUAAUUAUGCGAAGAACAUUAUUAUUGGUUUUGCCAGGAUGAAUGGAUGCACAGUGGGAAUUGUAGGUAAUCAACCUAACGUGGCUUCAGGUUGUCUAGACAUCAAUGCUUCAGUAAAAGGAGCCCGUUUUGUCAGAUUCUGUGAUGCAUUUAAUAUCCCCAUCAUUACAUUUGUGGAUGUGCCUGGAUUUUUGCCAGGAACUAGCCAGGAAUAUGGUGGAAUCAUCAGACAUGGUGCAAAGUUGCUCUAUGCGUUUGCUGAGGCCACAGUGCCAAAAAUUACAGUGAUCACACGAAAGGCCUAUGGUGGUGCAUAUGAUGUGAUGAGCUCCAAGCACUUAAGAGGUGAUUUGAACUACGCUUGGCCAACAGCAGAAGUUGCAGUUAUGGGUGCUAAGGGUGCUGUGCAGAUCAUCUUUAAAGGAAAAGGGAAUGAAGUUGAGGCAGAAGCAGAAUAUGUAGAGACAUUUGCAAAUCCAUUCCCAGCAGCUGUGAGAGGUUUUGUUGAUGACAUAAUCGAACCGGCAACCACUCGAUUGCGUAUUUGUCGAGACUUGGAGAUGCUGGCAAAUAAGAAACAGACUAACCCUUGGAAAAAGCAUGGCAAUAUUCCCCUGUGAAAAAAAACUUUUAAAGAUGGACAGCAGAUGAACAGAAUGUUACCCCCCCCAAAACCAUUGAUUCACUGUUAACAAAUGAUGCUGUCUGAAAUCCUUCAAUGUUCAGCAAAAAAUAUGAAAAAGUAUUUUAGGAAUAAAUUUGAAAUCACCAACAAAAUGCUGGAUUGGUGAAGUCUGUUGAGUGGGUUCAGUUAGAAUCUUUGAUAGCAACAAAUUUGUCCAAAGCAGCACACCAUAAUAACCUGAGAGAACCUUGCAAGCCCAUGAUAUCAACUGUCUAAAUCUGCAGUUACUGGGAAUUUGUCUUUUCUUCAAUAAACCCAUUAAACAGUUCAAAAGGGCAUUGAUCAUCGCUUCAAAUCAUAAGGCAUAAGUAAUAACAUACAAUUGAACAUGUUUAAAGUUAACCUUGUCAGUACAACAGGAAAAUACAUUCUUCACUGGGCCAAACAGAUUUAGUUCAAUAUGAUACUGCUAAACAAAAAUGAAGUAUUAAAUCAACACAGAUAGCGGCCACAACAAUUAAAUGUGUUCUGGUAAAAUUUAAUUCUGUUCAUCCAAUUCUUCUCUAACAUCUAAUGCUACAUUUUCAGGUUUCAUUUAUAUUUUCUAUACCAAAGGGUAUCUUUCUUUAUCUGUGGUAGCAUAUUAAUCCUCCCCCAAGAGAUCUGUGGGUUGUGGUUUCAAGGCCCACUUCAAAAACUCGAACACAAUCCAGGAAAGUACUGCACUCCCAGGUACUGUACUUGCGUCUCCAGCAUCACCUUAUUUUUAAUUUUUUGUAAUUAUCUUUCUGCCUCAAUUAGUCAGACUAUAGGUCAUCCCUUCACUUGUUAUUCAGCUGUUGGACACUUUACUCACACCGUCUGACACACUUGAUCACCUGCAGAGGUCUAUUAUUCAACCUGUCAACACUCCACUCACACCAUUUGUGUGAUCGUUUGAUUUCUUUCAUUAUGAAGUCCGUGUCCGUGUCUGUGUGCUGACUUCACUUUACCUGACAAAGGGGCAGUGGUCUGAAGGCUCGUGAUUUCAAAUAAACCUGUUGGACUAUAA